CAAGUCUGUCUGUCCUUCAACAAAAUAGGUUUGUUUAAUUUUGAUAAAUACUUGAAAAGAAUACUCAAAUGAUAAAACUGUAUUCCUUGAUUUGUCAUUUUCGCAGUUUUAGACCCUUGCCACUGGGACCCGUGUAUGAAUGGAGGAACUUGUGUCGUACACGCUGUCGAAAACGCAUACGCAUGUCAAUGUACAAGUUGCUACCUAGAUGACAGGUGUCAAACAGCUGUGGACAGAUGUGAUGCUAGUCCAUGUCAGAAUGGGGCUACAUGUGUCAUGACUGCCGACUGCCAAGCCUUAACUUGCACUUGCCCGGAAUGUUGGACAGGAGCAGUGUGCCAAGAACGUGUGAAUCAGUGUGCUGCAUUACCUUGUCAGAAUGGUGGAGCCUGUAUUCCGCUUGGAGUCGGAUGUGUCGAUUACACUUGUCAAUGUAACUCCUGUUAUACGGGGCAAAACUGUAUGACAGCUGUGGACAGAUGUGAUGCUAGUCCAUGUCAGAAUGGGGCUACAUGUGUCAUGACUGCCAACUGCCAAGCCUUAACUUGCACUUGCCCGGAAUGUUGGACAGGAGCAAUAUGCCAAGAACCUAUUGAUCCUUGUAGUAGCAUUCCAUGUCAGAAUGCAGGGACGUGCUCCACCAGCGCCGCAUUCUGUCUUUCCUAUGUCUGUACAUGUGACUCGAGUCACUUUGGGCCAGAAUGUCAGUACAGUUAA
This is a messenger RNA of Anneissia japonica, 717 nucleotides long. RefSeq names its product fibropellin-3-like. Gene Ontology annotation, biological process: heterophilic cell-cell adhesion; establishment or maintenance of epithelial cell apical/basal polarity. The transcript is spliced from 6 exons. Gene Ontology annotation, cellular component: protein-containing complex; plasma membrane. The record is from RefSeq and is a predicted model, not a curated record. Lineage: Eukaryota; Metazoa; Echinodermata; Crinoidea; Comatulida; Comatulidae. Bases 136 to 717 code for a protein of 193 amino acids.